AUGCGUCGAUGGAGCUUAAGUAGUCGAAUAAUAGAGAACUGCGUUGCCAAGACGCUGUCGAGGAAUUGUUCCUCGGCAGCAAAGCCAGCUAAUAUCUACCGUCCUCCUUAUUACCGAAAACCACAUCAAAACCGUGAACCGCUGAACAUAUUACAGGAGGAGUUCCCAAAUGCGGGUGAUGCCUCUGGAGCAGGAUUACGUUUAUUUGACUACUAUAAAACUGCGGAAUACGUUAAUCAGUUACCAACAAUCAAAGAGAAAAUUGAUUUUGUAAGUCCAUAUGAGCGCCCGUGGACUAAACCGGAAAGGAAUUGGCGACGGGACUGGCACCCAGAACUGAUGUCUCCUCGUAAGGCUUGGGCCCUUCCUUUAGUUCCAGCUUAUUUUGACUGUUUGAAGUAUUACCAGUACAUUACUAAAACUCGUCUUGUUGAAUCUUCGCUCGACAACUAUUACGCUGGUCUUGUUCCUCCAACGGCUAGCUUUGAAAAAGCUGUGCAAGAAAGUGUACGCACAAUCCUCUCAUCGGAUCGCUUCGGUUCGGAAGAUGAGCGCGUUUCAGCGAUUCUGGCGGCUCUAGUUGACGAAGCUAUUUUCAGCGUUGCACAUAAUGUACCUCGUCUUGGUGACUACAGGAUAGCAUACGACGUGCAAAGCGAAACGUUCUGGAUUCGAUCAGGUUUCAUGUUCCUCUAUGACAAGCAGGAGAUUGGCAGUGACAAGGUGGAGAGGAAUGUCCGGAAAGGGUCGAAGUUUAUCGGUGAUGAUAGGCGAAGGCUGGGCGAACUUGCCUUUGUUUCUCGUGAUCGGCUUGCUGUUCAAUUGAGAUCUCGUGAGCCUCUUGCACCUCUGCAUUCUUUGGAAAGUGACGAAGCUUGUCAGCCAGUAUUCGCUGAAGAGAUUGAUGUCGAGAAGGACGUGCUAUUUUCUCCCAAGGUCAUGAAUUUAUGGCCAGAUGAGGAUCCGUUGUGGCAAUGCCCCGGAUAUUUCGUCGAAUCCGAAGAAACACAUAGCUACAGUCGAGUUGCCGCAAAAUCGUUGUUUUUACUGGAUGGUCGAUGUAAAGAGUGGGAUGCUCCCCCGGAGGAAACUGCGGAGUUGUGGGAAGAUUGUGCAAAAUCUCAAGCAAUCGCUUCACUUUUUACAACCCUUUGUGCUCAAGCGCAUACUCACGGCUUCACCCAAUACACCGAUGUCACCCGACCAUUCACAUCUCAGUUGAUGCUGUCAAAUGGUGUUGACUUUGUCUUUGCUGUCGGGCAGUUGAAUACAAUAGCGAUUAAUAUCGAGUGUGAUGGUUUCGAAAACCCUAAGACAAAUGUAUGUCAUGUAGAAUCUCCUCUGCGUUUAUACGACGAAUACCGUGAAGGAAAAUUCUACCACAUAACGCCCGAAGGUGAAAAAGAAGGAUUGAAUUCCAAAGUUCUGCUUAGAAUUCUACAAAUGCUAUUACGGGAUUAG
Haemonchus placei is the source of this 1461-nucleotide messenger RNA. Lineage: Eukaryota; Metazoa; Nematoda; Chromadorea; Rhabditida; Trichostrongylidae. The record is from the annotation of a GenBank genome assembly.